AUGGACGUGUGUCCAACGAAUGUAUCAAAAGAGAAGAUUGAACGUGCUGAACGAUUCGCAAAAUUAAUUCAAGAGAAAUGUACUUCAUACAUGGAGCUGUUGACUAACGUACGAGAGCAUAUACUUUUAUUGGCCGAUGGGGUGACGGACAUUCCGGAAUUUGAUAGCAAUGUUAAUGCUACCACGUAUGGAGUUUUGUGUGGUUCCUUAAAAUAUGUUUUUACUUUGUUUUGCUCAUUACUGAAGAAAGGUUGA
Messenger RNA from Anisakis simplex (herring worm), 255 nucleotides. The record is from the annotation of a GenBank genome assembly. NCBI's taxonomy places the organism in Eukaryota, Metazoa, Nematoda, Chromadorea, Rhabditida, Anisakidae.